Xenia sp. Carnegie-2017 is the source of this 1791-nucleotide messenger RNA. Its product is annotated as zinc finger FYVE domain-containing protein 26-like. Bases 160 to 1056 code for a protein of 298 amino acids. NCBI's taxonomy places the organism in Eukaryota, Metazoa, Cnidaria, Anthozoa, Malacalcyonacea, Xeniidae. Gene Ontology annotation, cellular component: early endosome membrane. The transcript has 17 exons. The record is from RefSeq and is a predicted model, not a curated record. Gene Ontology annotation, molecular function: protein binding; metal ion binding. Gene Ontology annotation, biological process: endosomal transport.
CAUCGAAAUAAAGCGUUUUAAUGACGACCCAAAUCUUCGAAGAAAGUUCGUCGCAACUUACCGAUAGAUUAUAACGCAGAAGUAUUUUAAACAUGGCGUUGUCUAACGAUGACGUUAUGAUAAAGAUUGGCGAUUUUAGCAUUCGACCAGCCACUACGAAUGGAGAAAAACGUUUUUACACCGCAUCCUUUCAUCUUAACUAAGCCUGAGUGGAUUCCUGAUUCAAAAGCCAGUAGCUGUGUUUUAUGUAAAGAAAGGUUUACACAAGUUCGCAGACGCCACCAUUGUCGGGUUUGUGGAAAUGUGCUGUGUGGGAAAUGUUGUUUUGAAAAAGUAUACCUGCCACAAUAUGGUGAUGAUGAACAAUCAAGAGUUUGCAAUGCAUGUCUUCCAGUCAGCAUUAUGAUCACCAAAGCAAGAUCAUUGCAAAUGGCAUCACGUUUGGAGUCAGCAAAAUCCUUGGCAGAUGCAUGUGCGGAGGAAAAAAUGUUAAAAAAAGUUGUUGAGACAGGUGGAGUUCAAGCCAUCAUACAUUUAGCACAGACCAACAUCGCUGAUAUCAAGGAAACUGUUGCUGAAGCUUUAAAUAAUUUAGCCUUGUGCAUACCGUUACAUUCAAUGGUUGUCGAUUGUGGUGGAGUCAAAGCCAUUUGCAGUAUUUUAUCUUCAACUGGUGACAGUCAUUCUCAAGCAACAAUAAAAGCUCUCAGCACUCUUAAACUGCUUGCAAAAUCAGAAAAAUUGAAAGUUUUGAUUGUGGCAGAAGGAGCUCUAGUACCAUUAAUGGCCCUGUCUAUGUCCACAAAUAAUACCACUGUUGUUCUUUCUCUAACUACCCUUGGGAUUAUAUUGGAAAAUCCUAUCAAUGUUGCUACUUUUGCACAGAACUUCAAGAAUGGUCUUCAAACAAUGCUACGUAUAGCCAAAUCAAACGAUGAAAAGGUACAAGAGGUUUCGCUGCGCAUAUUGGCACUUCUUGCUCGUACCACUGACGAAUUGCGAAAAAAAUUCUUGAAGAAGAUAAUUACUGUGGAAAUUGCAUCAAAAACUCUUUGAAACGCUGUCCAAAAAAUCUCGAGGUCUAUUCAAAUGGAGUCUGUGCGAUUGCCAACCUUGCAGUUUGUCCAGAUGUUCAGUCGGCGUUAUUGGACUUUAUUGACAUCAUUUGCAACCUUAUUGUCUCCCAUUCCGAGAACUCUAACAUUCAGUUACAGGUCUCAAGAGCUGUGGCAAAUUUUUCUAAACACAAAGAGAACUCAAGGUUUUUGGUUUCAUACUUGCCGCUGAUCAUCUCGUCCCAUGUCAAUAGCACGGAAUGUGCAAUCCGAACAAAUGGCCUUCGUACUAUAUUUUACCUCGUCGAAUAUCAACCAGACGCAACAAUAUCAGCUUUGAUUAAAAACGACGGUAUAAACGGACUGAUGCGUGGUUUGCUGCUGUUCCCCGAGUCGAUUUCUCGUGUCAGAGAGACGUUGCUUCAAAACUUUCCCGAGAUCGGUUUUCCAUUCUGAUAAACCCAAGAGUGGUGAUGAAUGAUUGUACGCGUUCAAAAAGUAAUCAUCGAUGGAAUGUACCAAAGACAUUGCAUAUUAUGUAGCAUUAAAUUUGAACCAGUCUUCACGAACCUUCUACUUCAAAAUUGAAUUUCCUGUCACGACGUAAUUUAAUUAUUUUUAUUUUUAUUCAUGUUUUCACACCGCACUGCAUAAAACAUUCUUAAUUAUUUUUAAUUGUAAAUAUAAUGUAAAGUAAUUUUAUUAUUAAUUAUUAUAACAUGAUUUCAGCCAGCAA